CCAUAUGUGUGCGCCGGCGCAGAAUUGUGACUAAAGCAAAGCUGAACCCUGGAACAUACACUUAAACGUUGGGACAACGUGAUUUGCCAAUGACAGCCGAGAGUGCUGACCACUGAGAAACUACUGAAGUUUUCGUUCAUCGAAAGAAUGGCGCUGAAUAAAUCCAUGCAUCCUCGAAACCGCUAUAAGGACAAACCUCCGGACUUUGUGUAUCUGGCCUCUAAACACCCUGAGUUCCAGAAGCACGUGCAGACCACACUGACCGGCAGAGUGACGCUCAACUUUAAGGACCCGGAGGCUGUUCGAGCUCUCACAUGCACCCUGCUGAAAGAGGAUUUUGGCCUAACCAUUGAGAUCCCCCUGGAACGGCUCAUCCCCACCGUGCCGCUCCGCCUUAACUACAUCCACUGGGUUGAGGACCUGAUUGGGGGGCAGGGGAACCCACGGAGGGGCAUCGACAUCGGUACUGGUGCUUCCUGUAUUUAUCCCUUGCUGGGAGCCACUAUGAAUGGCUGGUUCUUCCUCGCCACAGAAGUGGAUGACAUCUGCUUUAAUUAUGCAAAGAAGAACGUUGAGCAAAACCACCUGGCAGAGCUCAUUAAAGUGGUGAAGGUGCCCCAGAAGACUCUGCUGAUGGAUGCGCUCAAGGAUGAGUCCAUUGUCUAUGAUUUCUGUAUGUGCAAUCCACCUUUCUUUGCCAACCAGUUAGAAGCAAAGGGGGUGAAUUCGAGGAACUCCCGCAGACCUCCACCCAGCUCCAUCAACACUGGGGGGGUCACUGAGAUCAUGGCUGAGGGUGGAGAGCUGGAGUUUGUGAAAAGGAUCAUCCAUGACAGUCUGCAACUAAAGAAGAGGCUUAGGUGGUACAGUUGCAUGCUGGGAAAGAAGUGUAGCCUGGCACCUUUGAAAGAUGAGCUGCGGAAACAAGGGGUGCUCAAAGUAACACACACCGAGUUCUGUCAAGGUCGGACCAUGCGCUGGGCCCUGGCUUGGAGUUUCUAUGAUGAUGUGCCUGUGCCUUCUUCCCCCUGGGGACUUUAA
This is a messenger RNA of Sinocyclocheilus grahami, 1041 nucleotides long. RefSeq names its product methyltransferase 16, N6-methyladenosine (gene mettl16). Gene Ontology annotation, cellular component: nucleus. Lineage: Eukaryota; Metazoa; Chordata; Actinopteri; Cypriniformes; Cyprinidae. The transcript has 11 exons. The coding region runs from base 148 to 1041 and encodes 297 amino acids. Gene Ontology annotation, biological process: rRNA base methylation. The record is from RefSeq and is a predicted model, not a curated record. Gene Ontology annotation, molecular function: 23S rRNA (adenine(1618)-N(6))-methyltransferase activity.